UCUCGUCUCUCCGCUCCAGUCAAGCCGAGGUCGUCCAUUGAGUUUCGGGAAGUUGGUGUAGUUAGUGAAACUUGACAAAAUGGCAGAAGACAACAGUUAUGAGUCGAUACUUUGUGUGAAGCCCGAGGUUCAUGUGUACCGGAUUCCGCCGCGGGCCUCAAACCGAGGCUAUCGAGCUGCUGACUGGAAGCUGGAUGAGCCUGCGUGGAGUGGUAGGAUGAAAAUCACUGCCAAGGGCAAAAUAGCCUUCAUCAAGUUAGAGGACAAAAACUCAGGAGAACUGUUUGCCCAAGCCCCAGUCGAACAGUAUCCAGGAUGUGCCGUCGAAGCAGUCACAGACUCUAGCAGGUACUUUGUGGUACGGAUAGAGGAUGGCAAUGGACGUCACGCCUUCAUUGGUCUCGGUUUUGCCGAUCGUGGAGACUCCUUUGACUUCAACGUGGCUUUACAAGACCAUUUCAAGUGGGUGAAGCAAGAGGGCGAGCUUGCAAAACUAGAGGCUUCUCAGAGCUCAGCACCUAAACUGGAUCUUGGCUUCAAAGAGGGACAGACAAUCAAAAUCAGCAUUGGGAACAUCAAAAAGAAGGAUUCAGCUGGUGCAAAAUCGCGGCCGGUGGGUGGGGGUCUCCUCCCACCCCCACCAGGAGUGAAGGCCGGUGGCCUCCUAACACCUCCUCCAGGCCAGCAGACAGCCCCUGCUACACAAACAAACACCGCGCCUCUGGUAGACUUUGGGUCUCCCAUCUCUGCAGCCCAACCAGCUACUGACGUGUGGGGGGAUUUUACAUCUGCAGGUUCCAACUCCAGUAAUGAAACAGUCAAAUCAGGAUGGGUGCAGUUUUAGUCGAGCGCCGGAAAACACGUGCACACUCUCAGGUUCCAUACAUUCCAUGGACAGAAAGAUUGUGGUGGAUGAAAUGCAAAAAGCAAGGAACUAUUUAGCAAACUUGACCUGGCUCCUUCAGGGCACUUUGUUGUGAAAGGAGUGAUUUCUUUUUUUUUUUUUCCUUUUUUCUUUUUUUUUCAGAUAUCGCCCAAUGACCAACACAGUCUUUUGGAACAGAAAGCAAAAUGUUGUAUUUUGGAGCCGUUUUGAUACCCAGCUAUGCAAUAGGAGCUGUCGUUUUAUUGUAGGAGUCAGAUAACCACUAAACCUGUCAUCAUUUGCCUUAAAGAGUCUGUGUGCUCUGUUUGGGGUAGUGGGGCUUAUUGGUGGUUGAAGGGAAAGGUUGUCUUGUCACACUAAUCAGGUGAAAAUGUCUAUGAACUGCCUUCGGUGCGAGGUGGCCUUAUUUCACUCCCUCUGUUUUCUUUGUGCGACUGUUUUCCUUAGUUUUUACAGCACACGUUUAUCUCAUCAGACCAGCACCACUCCUCUCAAGGUUAUUAUUGCCUUUUUUAAAGUAGUUUUGCUAUUGAAGUAUCCAUGUUGUGUCUCGCUGUGUAUGUGCAUUUUGUUUUCUGUUCAUAACUAAAAUUUCUUGUCAUGCUUUUGCUUUUUAAAGAUCGUGAAGGAAACUUUGCAAAGAUGGGAUAAUGAUUUGAAUUAUAUUUUAGAUUAACCUCUUAAGCCCUUAUCAAACAUACUAAAAUUGUUUUUCUCAUGGUGUUGGGGAAAAAAGACAAUUGCUCUUUAGUUGAACAUUGAAUUUUUUUUUUUGUUGUUGUGUGUUGAUGUUUGUAUUUCUUUUUGUUUUUAUAUAUCCACAUCAUACGAUUUCACCCAGGUCUGUUUUUUCCUCCACAUUGAAAAAUGUGCCUUUUACCAAAUAGGAAUCCUCAGAAUCUUAUGGUCAUAAUUUUCAGUCAAUAUUUGCUUAAGUGCCUUUCUGAAAAAAAAAUGUAUAAAUGUAAACCUAUGCUCUCUUGUAAAUAAACGAUAUAUUGGUAA
This is a messenger RNA of Myripristis murdjan (pinecone soldierfish), 1891 nucleotides long. RefSeq names its product NECAP endocytosis associated 2 (gene necap2). NCBI's taxonomy places the organism in Eukaryota, Metazoa, Chordata, Actinopteri, Holocentriformes, Holocentridae. Gene Ontology annotation, cellular component: membrane; clathrin vesicle coat. The coding region runs from base 80 to 844 and encodes 254 amino acids. The record is from RefSeq and is a predicted model, not a curated record. The transcript has 8 exons. Gene Ontology annotation, biological process: endocytosis.